This is a messenger RNA of Verruconis gallopava, 1679 nucleotides long. RefSeq lists its product as uncharacterized. The transcript is spliced from 4 exons. The record is from RefSeq and is a predicted model, not a curated record. Lineage: Eukaryota; Fungi; Ascomycota; Dothideomycetes; Venturiales; Sympoventuriaceae. Gene Ontology annotation, biological process: transmembrane transport. Gene Ontology annotation, molecular function: transmembrane transporter activity. Gene Ontology annotation, cellular component: plasma membrane; fungal-type vacuole membrane. The coding region runs from base 1 to 1548 and encodes 515 amino acids.
AUGACAACUCCUGCAGAGAAGGACAUUGGCACGGCUGCCACGUCUCCAGCUUCAUCAAGUGUGCACGAGGGCGCUAUGGCUUACACUCGAGAUCCAACCAUUAUCCAUGCCGAGAACAGACUCCAAAGAUGGGCAAACAAGCUAGACCGCAUUGCUGGCGUGGAGGCACGAGGCAUUGGGAGGGUAACAGAAGAAGAACGAGAUAGGCCUGUCGCGGCUCGUGACUACAUUCAUAUGUUUACUAUAUGGUUUUCGAUGAAUUGUACCGCGAAUCAAAUGACUCUUGGUAUUCUUGGUCCGGUUGCUUAUGGUCUUGGGUUUACAGACUCAAUUGUAUGCUGUCUGUUCGGGACAGUCUUCGGGUCAUGUUGUUCAGCCUAUAUCUCUACGUUUGGUCCAAUGUCAGGUCUGCGGACGCUCAAUGUUGCUAAAUACACCAUGGGCUGGUGGCCAAGCAAAUUAUGCGUGAUCCUGAAUAUCGUGAUUGAACUUGGAUAUGGCGUUGUCGAUUGCCUAGUAGCUGGGCUCAUCCUGUCAGCCGUUAACGGUGGUGGCAUGACAGUGAUAGUCGGCAUCAUCAUCACGGCAAUUAUCUCAUGGCUCGUCUCAACAUUUGGAAUUCGAUGGUUCAAUGCCUUUGAAGCCUACAUCUGGGCGCCAACCGUUUUGAUCCUCUUCAUCUUUAUUGGCGUGGCAUCACCAAAAUUUGAUACAGCCAUGGCGAGCUCCGGAUCUGGAGCAGUUCUAGCCGGAAACAGGCUAAGCUAUUUCUUCUUGACAGCUUCCGGCCCGCUUGGAUGGAGUAGCUCAGCAGCCGAUUACUAUUCCUACUAUCCUCCCAAGACAAAUCGAUGGUUGACCUUUGCUAUGACAUCUUCCGGUAUCACUCUUGGUAAGCUGCUGAUUGAGUUCUUGGGAAUCGGACUUGGUAGCGGCCUUGCUGCGAAUCCUAACUGGGCAAGCGCAUUUAGCAAUCAUGGAGUGGGCGCACUGAUUGUGGAGGCAUUUGCUCCUCUUAAUGGAUUCGGCAAGUUUUGUGCAACUGUUCUUGCGAUUUGUGUCACAGCAAAUAUGAUUCCAGGAAUUUACGCCGCGUCUUUAAAUUUUCAGCAGCUGUUUGAUUUUCUUGCAAAGGUCCCUCGGCCAAUCUGGUCAACUUUUGCGAUUAUUGUAUCGGCUGUUUGUGCUAUUGCUGGUCGCUCGCAGCUUCUUACUAUAUUUUUAAACUUCCUAGGCCUUAUAGGUUAUUGGACUAUCAUUUGGAUUGCAAUGACUUUGGAAGAAGAGUUUAUUUUCAGACGCAAGUCUGGCUAUGAUUGGACGGUCUGGGACAUGCAGUCAGCGCUUCCUAUUGGUUUCGCAGCGCUGCUAAGCUUUCUGGUUGGGUGGGCAGGUGCCAUACUUUGCAUGUAUCAAACAUACUACACCGGAGUAAUUGCUUCAAAGAUUGGAACAGGCGCUGACCUUGGUUUACCUGUUGCCAUGUCAUGGGCUGCUCUCGUCUAUCCACCUCUUCGAUACGCAGAGUUGAGAUUUUUUCGUCGCUGAAGGACUCUCGCCUAUAUAAGAGCUCAUUGUAAAUGUUUGCUAAAUUGAAAUAAAUACAGAAAGAAUGGAUCCAAAAGGGCUGAACUAUUGAGAUCGCACUUAAAUCGCAAGAGAUGAAAUAAAGACACGCU